AUGUCACACGCUACAUAUGUGCUUAUUACUGGUUGUAACCGGGGCAUCGGAAGAGGCCUUUUCGAGACAUAUAUCGCUCGCCCGGACCAUGUUGUCGUCGCCGCUGUUCGUGACCCGACAGCUGAAAGCUCAAAGGCAUUAUUGCAUGUCACCAAGGGUACCGACAGCAGAUGUAUCCUGGUGAAGAUUGAUAGUGCUUCCGAGACGGACGCCCCGGACGCCAUGAGCACUUUGAAGCGAGACCACGGUAUCACGAAGCUUGAUCUUGUCGUUGCUAAUGCCGGAAUCUCGAAGUACUUUGGAACGGCAGAGGUGACCCCAGUCAAGGAGAUGAUGGAUCAUUUCAAGAUCAAUUCCGUGGCACCACUGCUGUUAUUCCAAGCAACCUGGCCCCUCCUCCACGCCGCAAAAGUACCAAAGUUCGUGACCAUCUCUUCAGGUGCAGGAAGCCUUGGUUUCAUGGAAAAUCUGAAGGUCGAAAAUACUGCAUAUGGCUCGUCUAAAGCAGCUCUUAACUUCAUCACCAGGAGGAUACACUUCGAGAAUCCGGAUCUAGUGGCCUUCAGUAUCAAUCCUGGAUGGCUUCAAACUGAUGGUUAUCGGCAGCUCCUGUUUCAGUGCAGGAUGGUGUAA
Fusarium oxysporum Fo47 is the source of this 633-nucleotide messenger RNA. RefSeq lists its product as uncharacterized. Lineage: Eukaryota; Fungi; Ascomycota; Sordariomycetes; Hypocreales; Nectriaceae. The record is from RefSeq and is a predicted model, not a curated record. Bases 1 to 633 code for a protein of 210 amino acids. The transcript has 3 exons.